UAGUUGAAAAGAGCAAUAUCUGCAAAUAUAUACACUUCUAGAAGCUGUUAAACAACAGUUGUUGGUUACAUCGAGGAUAUCAGUUCGAAAGUUACACGUCCGAUACAUUCUGCGAUAAGAAAAUGACAAAAUAACUAUUUUGAUUUGUUUAAUGUAGCAUUUUCAGUCUCCUUAUUUGUAGUGUAUUAUAAGUUGGACGGACCAAGGCUCCUCCAAAACUUCAUCCAGAAACGGUCAACUCAACAUCAAAUCAAUGGCUGAUCAACAAGGAAAGAGAGAUGAUUCGAAAACAAACCUUAUCAUCAAUUACUUACCACAGACUCUGACAGAAAAAGAGCUGUACAACAUGUUUGUAACAAUCGGCCCAGUUGAGAGCUGUCGAGUAAUGAAGCAUUACAAGACUGGAUACAGCUAUGGUUUUGGUUUUGUGAAUUACCAAAAACCUGAGGAUGCUAUUCGUGCCAUCGCAACACUAAAUGGAUUCCAGGUGCAGAAUAAAAGAUUGAAAGUUUCUUUUGCACGACCAUCUGGUUAUGAUAUUAAAGAUACGAAUCUCUAUGUAACAAACUUGCCACGAAACAUUACUGAGGAGUACUUGGAUAAAUUAUUUGGGAAAUAUGGUACAAUUGUGCAGAAGAACUUACUUAAAGACAAAAUAACAGGACUUCCAAGAGGUGUUGCGUUUGUGAGGUAUGACCGCCGUGAAGAGGCUCAGCUGGCAAUAAACAACCUUAAUGGUGUUAUUCCUGAGGAUGGUACUGAACCUCUUACGGUGAAAGUUGCUGAAGAGCAUGGUAAGCAGAAGGCAGCUUAUUAUGCAGGAUGGCAGGCAGGCUUCAAUCAAAGCAGAGGCGGCGGAACUACUGCUCGUGGUGGUGCACGGGGAGGUUUAAUAACACGAACGGGGGUUGCUGCUCGUGGAGCAGGCGUAUUAAGUGCUGGAGGACAACCAGGCGUCAUGAGACAAGAUAAAACAUAUAACCGAUAUAAUCCCAUUGGUAUGGGUGGAGGAUACAGUUUGUACAACUGGAAUUAACAGUCACAAUCCUGGUGGAACAUUAUGCCCUUUAAUUCUACUUGCCUGAGGAAACAGUGAGAAAAUUAGACUGAGGUUUAUAGACACUUCUGGGCUUGACAAAAUCCACAAGCCAGAUUAAUAUCUGGGAAAUGACUGUUGCAUUUCAGUGCAUUAUGAUGCAGUAGGAGCAGGUUGGAAUUAAUCGGUUAAAAUUUAUCAGCGAAUUGAAGGUGUGAAAAACAUUGAUGGUGGAUGUUGUACACAAAUUUUCCUCAGUUAAAUACUAAAUAACAAUAUUUUUCUUCAUUGUUCAUUUGCAAACUGCCACACCACUACAGUUAUUGAAAAAUGUGUUUUUCAUCUUUUUGUUUGAGGUUCUAUUGUAGACAUCCAAAAAAAGUUUGGGUAUGUGGAUGUUUGUUUCUAACUGUGCAUUUACAUGAACUUUCAUAUAGAACAUUGAUGUCCCAGGAAAGUCUACCAUUGAAAAUUAAACAUAGUUUAACAGUUGAGAAUGUUGAAAUGACGAUGCAACUGGUGGACAUCCAGUUAAUGUGUUUUUACUGUGUGACUAAUUGCAGUAAGCAACCUUCUCGAGUCUAGUCAUCACGCUGGUGGAUAAAAGUUGUGUAGUACUGAAAUACUGCUCAAAAGUGCAGCCGCUUCUAAAAAAAAGAUCUGGAUAUUGCAUCUUUUAUAUCAGAGGUCAGAAAAUUUUAAUUAUGUGGGUAUGUGUAGGCAGAGUCCCUGCAGCUGCUGCUUGCCUCAGCAUGCAGCUGAGCAGAAUAAUCCUAAGUGAUAUUUUGCUGUGUUACAUAUCCUAAGUGAUAACUUAAGUUUUCUUUCUUCAAAUUCUUAAAAGCACAAAUAAGCUAUCUUUCUGUGUGGUUGUUAUAGAAUAAAGGAAAAUAGUUUGCAAAAUUUAUUGUUGUGUGUGUAUGUGCCACUUGUCACAUGUACUGAUCCGAGACUUCACUUGGACUUGGAGUACAGAAGACUUUCAGUAUUAAUAUUUCACUCAUUAGUUACCUCACUGUAAAUCGUUGUAGGCAUCAGUUUCAUUUUAGUGUACUUAAAUGUUCUGGUUUAUCAAAUAAAAUAUAUGAUAUUGUGCAUUCUAAAUACUAAAUGUAUGGAAAUGAGCAGGGACAUUACUAAGUGAAAUAAAAGAAUGAAGUGACUUGUAUGUCUUGUCUAUUAUAAUAGGGAACUAAACAAUAUCUCAUUUAUUCAGUUAUUUUAGUAUUAAGUGGCACAGUUCGGUAUUGCACAAAAUUGACACUCUCAUUGAAGAACUUUUGGAAUUAGACAGAUAAUGUCUCUUGUUGCAUAUCAUUGAGAAUUAUUUAAUGUGAAACAGUUGCAUGGAUUCUAUACAACAGUAAUUACUAUUUCAUAAAUGAUUCGCCACCUCAUUGAUUAAAAGUUAAUUUGUUUUGUUUUGUGCUGUGUUUAAAAUCGGAUCAGUUACUGUGCAUCAUAUGAAUAUACCUCAUUAAUUUGUUGUGCAUUUGUUUUGAUUGUUGCACGUCCCAAUGAUUUGUUUUUAUAUACCAUUGAUUAAAAGACUGUCAGUAUUGGUUCAUCUAAUAAGUCAGAAAGAAGGUAGAAUAAAAAUUAUUCAUUUAUUGAGA
Schistocerca americana (American grasshopper) is the source of this 2652-nucleotide messenger RNA. RefSeq names its product protein sex-lethal-like. Gene Ontology annotation, cellular component: nucleus; cytosol; ribonucleoprotein complex. The transcript is spliced from 7 exons. The coding region runs from base 254 to 1036 and encodes 260 amino acids. The record is from RefSeq and is a predicted model, not a curated record. NCBI's taxonomy places the organism in Eukaryota, Metazoa, Arthropoda, Insecta, Orthoptera, Acrididae. Gene Ontology annotation, molecular function: poly(A) binding; poly(U) RNA binding; mRNA 3'-UTR binding.